Molecule: messenger RNA, 1096 nt
Organism: Scaptodrosophila lebanonensis
Lineage: Eukaryota; Metazoa; Arthropoda; Insecta; Diptera; Drosophilidae
Product: THUMP domain-containing protein 1 homolog
Exons: 1
Coding region: 55-1050 (331 amino acids)
Biological process (GO): tRNA modification
Molecular function (GO): RNA binding
Source: RefSeq, a predicted model, not a curated record
UCGAUAACAGCCCCCCUGAAAACUAUAAAUCGCCGGCUACAGUUAUCCUGUCAUAUGGAACCGAACAAUAAAAAAGCCAGGAUGACGAACCACAGCAAAUUUAAACAGAAUAAAAAAAAAUAUUUUCAGUCCAAGAAGCAGGUGCUCCAGGUGGGACAGCGCGGCUUUCUGGCCACGUGCAACAUCAACGAGAAGGCUUGUGUGCGCGAAUGCUACAAUUUGCUCAAUCACUACGCUGACAUACUCUACGGUCCUGAAGGCCAGGAAAAGGGGCCCGAGCAGAAAAAGGAGUCAUCAGAAGAGAAUGCAGCUGCUACAAAACCCGAUGCCGAGUCCGACAGCGAUGAUCUCGAAGCUGCUGCUGCCAAGUGUCGUGAAGUGCAGGUUCAGAAGAAGCUGCGUUUCCAAAACGUUGACACCGGAACCACCAACUGCGUAUUCAUACGCACACUACUAGAAGAUCCUGUGGAGCUGGGCAAACACAUAGUAGAUGAUAUUACCGCUACCCGCAAGUCUAUGUCGCGAUUUGUGUUGCGAUUGGUACCCAUCGAGGCUGUCUGCAAAGCCUAUGUUCAGGACAUUGUCAAUGCGGCCGGACCGCUCUUCGACAAGCACUUCCUCAAAGAACCCACUUCUUAUGGGAUUAUCUUCAAUCAUCGCUAUAAUCAGCAACUCAAGCGUGAUGAAGUCAUUACUCAGCUGGCCAAUCUUGUGCAUUCGAAGAACAUUGGCAAUAAGGUUGAUUUACAAAACGCUAAGAAGUCCAUUAUUGUCGAGGUCCUUCGUGGUUGGUGUCUAAUCAGUGUGAUUGACAACUAUUUGGAGUGCAAGAAGUUUAAUUUGGCAGAGCUGGCAAAUCCAACUGAAAAGCAGAAGAAGUCAAAUGGAGAAGAUUCCAAAUCAGAGAAAUCGUUUGAAGACGCAGACUCGAAGCCCGAAGGAAAAGCUGAAGUUGCAAAGUCCGACGAAUUAGUCAACAAAACCAAUGCUGAAGAUGCAAAGUCUGAGAAUUCCAAAUCUGAGGAUCAGAAGGAUGCAGCCAUUGAUUGAAGUUGGCGUUUAAAAAUAACGAAUAAAAUUCCUUAUAAUUUUGUUA